UAGCCUUUCCUAAAUUUUGACUCCCAUGUGUUUUAUGGAUACCAUAACUUGUGUUUUGUCCUCAGAUAUUGGACUUCCAUCUGGAAAGUCACUUUUCCAACUCCAAGCUGAACGGAUUUUGUGUGUUCAAAAGCUGGCUGCUCAAUCUAGUGAAAGUCCGAGUAACACUGUGCCAAUCCACUGGUAUAUAAUGACAAGCCCCUUUACGGAUGCUGCCACUCGCAAAUUCUUUGAAACCCGUAGAUAUUUUGGCUUAGACGCUGACCAAGUGACAUUUUUCCAACAAGGCACACUUCCAUGCAUUUCUGCUGAUGGUAGAUUUAUUAUGGAGACACCAUAUAAGGUAGCAAAGGCUCCUGAUGGCAAUGGUGGAGUUUAUGCUGCACUGAAGUCCAAAAAGUUGAUGGAAGAUAUGGCUGCACGUGGUGUGAAAUAUGUAGAUUGCUACGGAGUAGACAAUGCACUGGUUCGUGUUGCAGAUCCAACAUUCUUAGGGUACUUCAUUGACAAAGGUGUAUCCUCUGCUGCUAAAGUGGUUAGGAAGGCUUAUCCACAAGAGAACGUAGGGGUAUUUGUUCAACGAGGUCGUGGUGGACCUCUCUCUGUGGUUGAGUACAGUGAAAUGGAUGCAGCUAUGACUACUGAAAUUAAUCAAUCAACAGGGCGCCUUCGCUAUUGUUGGAGCAAUAUCUGCCUGCAUAUGUUCACUUUGGACUUUUUGAACCAAGUGGCAAACAGCCUUGAAAAGGACAGUGUAUAUCAUCUAGCUGAGAAGAAGAUUCCUUCCAUCCAUGGGUAUACAACAGGCCUGAAGCUUGAACAGUUUAUAUUCGAUGCUUUCACUUACUCCCCAUCCACAGCACUUUUUGAGGUCAUGCGGGAAGAGGAAUUUGCACCAGUAAAGAAUGCCAACGGCGCAACAUAUGACACCCCUGAUAGUGCGAAACUCAUGCUGCUCCGUCUCCAUAGUAGAUGGGUCGUCGCUGCUGGCGGCUUCUUGACACAUUCUGUGCCCUUGUAUAUGACAGGCGUCGAAGUUUCUCCGCUUUCCUCCUACGCUGGAGAGAACCUGGAAGCAAUCUGCCGUGGGCGAACAUUCCAUGCGCCAAGUGAGAUAUCGUUUUAGGUAGGGCUGUUCAUGACAGCAAGAGCUGUGUAACUGCAAAGCGAAUUUAAAGGAUUGCAGGAUGUGCAUGUUCCCUUUCUAGGCAAGAGAUGGGUGUGGAUGGACAGGUUGUUGUAUACUUGUAUGUCAUGUAAUGUAGCCCCCGAAUUCCGAAUUCAUCGUGAGUUUUCUCCCCA
Molecule: messenger RNA, 1302 nt
Organism: Setaria italica (foxtail millet)
Lineage: Eukaryota; Viridiplantae; Streptophyta; Magnoliopsida; Poales; Poaceae
Product: UDP-N-acetylglucosamine diphosphorylase 1
Exons: 11
Coding region: 26-1126 (366 amino acids)
Biological process (GO): UDP-N-acetylglucosamine biosynthetic process
Molecular function (GO): UDP-N-acetylglucosamine diphosphorylase activity
Source: RefSeq, a predicted model, not a curated record